Molecule: messenger RNA, 1761 nt
Organism: Lachancea fermentati
Lineage: Eukaryota; Fungi; Ascomycota; Saccharomycetes; Saccharomycetales; Saccharomycetaceae
Source: the annotation of a GenBank genome assembly
AUGAGAGACUCGAAUCACAGGUCUGUUGUUUUGAACAGAUCGAGCAUAACUAUUACGUCGGCAGUUUACGACCGCCGAGCACUUGAUUGCAAUUCAGAAAUUCCAUUAAUAAAUUCUUUAAACCAUCUCACAUACCUGACAUCUAAUUCAGCAAAGGUUCGAGAAACAGUUGCUAGUGACGGGGCGCUGGUACGUCUCGUAUCAAUUCUCCACGAUUGCUAUAUUGCAGUUCAGGAACUGUCGAGUGUGCAACUACGAUAUAGCCUUACACCAGUGGAGAAGGUUGCAAGAGAAAGGAAGUUAGCGAUGGUGGCUUGGAAAUGGACGUUAGCAUUUCAAUGUUUGGUCUUGACAGGAACAAGAGGCACUGAACAGAUAAGGAAAGAGGUUGUUUAUUCCGGGGUAAUACCAAUUCUUGCAACCGUUUUAGACAACUAUCUCAUUUUCGAGAAGAACUACGAUUUCUUGCAAGACAAGACCAUCGAGUUUGAUUUUAAGAAAUUCAAUUACACUGAAAACCCUUUAAUGAGUGAAUUUUUCAAGGAUGAUAAUCAGCUUCGCCAACUUUGUGAGUUAUACAAAACUUUAGUGAAGGACGAGCCAUCCGAAGGCAUAAUAGCCUGUGGUGACAACCUAUGUGAGCCUAACAUCAUGCGCCUUUCUACCACAUUUAAUGAAUUGUGGAACACUUCAAUGAGCCGAAAUGGUCGGAAAGAACUGGAAAGUGAUAACUACGAUAACAUAGUCGUCUCCAUUCCACGCAGCUUUUUUAUGGGUAAAAUAAUACCCAAAGCAGACGAUGUUACAUGGUCCUUGCAACUUUUAGCAUUUAUUUCGAAAUACACAUACAUGAAACCACAUCUACAAAAGGUUCAGCUGGUAGAAUCUCUCUCCUUAAGAGUGGUAUUGACAAAUAUUCGCAUGAAACAAGAGCAAGGUCUCGAUAUGACGCCACUAAGAAUUAGUGAUGUAGGAGGUUUGCAGGAAGAUGAAGAUGAUAUAGAAGAAUUGAAUGAGCCGGACGAUAUAAUGAUCGAUCGUGAUGAUCCAUUUUUGAUAGAAAUUGAAUCACUAUGCGGUGCUUUAAAGUCCGUUGACUUUCCUAAGAGAUGUAAGGAUCAGCCUAUAGUGGAUUUUACUGGCCACGGGAAACCCCUGUCACGGAAUGAAAGAUUUCUCAAUCUUAAAGGUGCUUUUGAAAAGCAAUGCAACUAUGAUACGGUUGUCAAGACAUUAAAUUCAGAAACCUGGGAUCAUAUUAUGAAUAUGAAAUUUCUCAAUCUCUUUCCGUUAGUAGAACGUUUCACGGUAAAAAGAGAAAAUGAGCGGGAUAUGACAUACUGGAGCUCAGUUAUUAUGAGAAAUUCAUGUCGUAAAAACGAAACUACAGGAGUUAGGCAGUGUGCCAACUUUGCUUGCGGAAAGUGGGAGGAUUAUCCAAAGCAAUUCGCAAAGUGUCGUAGGUGUAAAAGAACCAAGUAUUGCUCACGAGAAUGCCAGCUCCAUUCUUGGAAUUACCACCGAUAUUGGUGUCAAGAAGUCGGUAGCUCUUCGAUGGGGGCGAGUUCAACAGCCAACGGCACGGGUACUAACACGCCCAAUGAUGGGGUAGCGGGGACUGAAUCAACAACAACAACGGGGACACCAACGACGGACAAUGGACGUUCAAUUUUGAGCACUGCAGAAACGGUGGGAGAGCCACAAAGGAUAAGAAAUACUGCUACAAGGGUAAAUGAGGAAGAUGAUGGCAAUGGCAUCUGA